Molecule: messenger RNA, 1101 nt
Organism: Penicillium pulvis
Lineage: Eukaryota; Fungi; Ascomycota; Eurotiomycetes; Eurotiales; Aspergillaceae
Product: putative L-serine dehydratase
Exons: 3
Coding region: 1-1101 (366 amino acids)
Biological process (GO): L-serine catabolic process; L-threonine catabolic process
Molecular function (GO): threonine deaminase activity; pyridoxal phosphate binding; L-serine ammonia-lyase activity
Source: RefSeq, a predicted model, not a curated record
AUGCAUCAGUCAACCCCCAUUAUCAAAAAGCCAUGGAUCGAAACACCACUCAUUGAGUCGGCAACGCUAUCCAAGCUCGCAGGAUGUAAAAUCUUCCUCAAACUCGAGCUCCUGCAGCCAUCCGGGUCUUUCAAAUCACGCGGAGUUGGCAACCUAAUCCUCUCGGCCAUCAAAAAUCCAGCCAACAAAAACAAAGCAGUCCACCUCUACAGCUCCUCAGGCGGAAAUGCCGGUCUAGCAGCCGUCCACGCAGCCCGCGACCUAAACUGCGCCUGCACAGUCGUCGUCCCCCACAGCACAAAACCAAUGAUGAUCAACAAGCUCCGCUCCGCAGGCGCAACGGACGUGGUCCAGCACGGCGCAAGCUGGUUCGAAGCAGACACAUACCUACGGGAGAGCUUCAUCGAAAAGCAACCAUCGCCUGAAGAGAACGCGGUAAACGUAUACGUGCCUCCAUUCGAUCAUCCCGAUAUCUGGGAGGGUGCCGGAAGUAUGGUUGAUGAGAUUGCGGCGCAAUUACCAGCCCGCGAAAAGGGUGGGCGUCAGGUGGCGGGUGCAUUCCCGGCUGAUGCGAUCGUGUGCAGUGUUGGUGGUGGAGGUCUUUUCAAUGGUGUUGUUGCGGGACUUGAGAAGCAUAUGGAUGAGUUUGGGAGUGGGACUGAUAUUCCUGGUGUGAAGAAGGUGCAUGUUUUGGCUGUGGAGACUAAGGGAGCUGAUUCGUUGGCGCAUUCUUUGAAGAAGGGCCAGCUGAGUUCGUUGGAUGCUAUUACCUCGCUUGCGACUUCACUUGGUGCGCUUUGUGUGGCUAAGAAGACUUUGGCUAACGCUAAGUAUCCGCCGCCUGGUGUGCAGGUUAGUAGUCUUGUUGGAUCGGAUGCGGAUGCUGCGAGGGGUAUUUUACGGUUGGCAGAUGAGAUGCGGUUGCAGGUUGAGUUAGCUUGUGGGAUCAGUUUGGAGGUUGCUGUUGCGGGACGGUUGAAGGAGGUUAUGCCUGAUUUGAAUUCGGAUAGUCGGGUUGUUGUGGUUGUUUGUGGUGGAAGCAAUAUCACGGCGGAGAUGAUUGCGGAGUUUAGACAACGUUUAGAUGAAGGGUGGGAAUAG